Molecule: messenger RNA, 2630 nt
Organism: Pelobates fuscus (common spadefoot toad)
Lineage: Eukaryota; Metazoa; Chordata; Amphibia; Anura; Pelobatidae
Gene: APPL1
Product: adaptor protein, phosphotyrosine interacting with PH domain and leucine zipper 1
Exons: 22
Coding region: 67-2187 (706 amino acids)
Biological process (GO): signaling; insulin receptor signaling pathway
Cellular component (GO): cytoplasm; endosome membrane
Molecular function (GO): identical protein binding; protein kinase B binding
Source: RefSeq, a predicted model, not a curated record
UUGCCGAGAGCGGAGGAAAUAGAUCUCGAGAGGAAUUGAUCACAACAGGCCUGACCGUCUAUCACCAUGCCCAUCACUGACAAACUGCCCAUAGAGGAGACCCUGGAGGACAGCCCGCAGACUCGAUCUCUCCUGGGUGUAUUUGAAGAGGAUACUGCUGCUAUUUCCAAUUACAGCAAUCAGCUCUAUCAUGCAAUGCGAAGGAUUUAUGAUGCCCAGAAUGAACUGAGCGCAGCCACUCACCUGACUUCAAAGCUUCUGAAAGAAUAUGAGAAACAGCGAUUUCCACUAGGUGGCGAUGAUGAGGUUAUGACUUCAACACUACAACAGUUUUCAAAGGUCAUUGAUGAGCUGAGUUCAUGCCAUGCCGUACUCUCUACACAGCUUGCAGAUGCCAUGAUGUUCCCCAUUAACCAGUUUAAAGAAAGGGAUUUAAAAGAAAUACUGACUUUAAAAGAGAUUUUCCAGAUUGCAAGUAAUGAUCAUGAUGUGGCAAUAAAUCGAUAUAGCAGACUGUCCAAAAGAAGAGAAAAUGAAAAGACUAAAUUUGAAGCCACAGAAGAUGUGUACACGUCCAGGAAAAAGAUGCACCAGACUAUGAUGCACUAUUUCUGUGCAUUAAACACAAUUCAGUACAAGAAGAAAAGUGCUAUUCUGGAGCCCCUACUGGGAUACAUGCAGGCUCAGAUAAACUUUUUCAAAAUGGGCUCCGAAAACCUAAACACUCAGUUGGAAGAGUUUUUGUCAAACAUUGGUACAAGUGUACAAAAUGUCCGUAGAGAAAUGGACACGGAUGUUGAGAACAUGCAACAGACAAUUCAGGACAUGGAGGUGGCGAGUGAACUGUUAUAUAUACCAGAUCCUGACCCAAAGAAACUCCCGAUCAAUCGCAAUCUAACUCGCAAAGCUGGCUACCUCAACAUCCGCAAUAAAACUGGGCUGGUAUCCUCGAGCUGGGAGAGAUACUUUUUCUUCACUCAGGGAGGUAAUCUCAUGAGCCAAGCCCGAGGGGACGUGGCGGGAGGACUCGUCAUGGACAUCGACAACUGCUCAGUCAUGGCUGUGGACUGCGAAGACCGAAGAUAUUGCUUCCAGAUUACAGCUUUCGAUGGCAAAAAGUCUGUCAUUUUACAAGCAGAAAGCAGGAAAGACAGCGAAGAGUGGAUUGCUACAAUAAAUAACAUCUCUAAACGGAUAUAUCUAACUGAAAAUCCAGAGGAAACCGCUGCCAGGGUGAAUCAGUCUGCUCUGGAGGCAGUUACCCCUUCUCCUUCCUUCCAGCAGAGGCACGAGAGCAUGAGACCCGCAGCACCAUCUCGGCCCCACACUGUGCGCACAAAUAGCACUGGAUCUGUAGGAUCAGAUAACUCUGUUCUGACCGCACUCUCCCUGGACUCCAUUGUAGCACCAGACACUCCCAUCCAAUUUGAUAUCAUUUCUCCAGUUAGCGAAGACCAGUCAGGUCAACAGAAAACCCAAUCCAACAGACGAACAAAUCCAUUUGGUGAAUCUGGAGAAAAAUCAGAAUCAUCUGAAGAUUCCAUCCUCCACCAAUUAUUCAUUGUACGGUUUCUUGGCUCAAUGGAGGUUAAAACAGAUGAGAGUACAGAGGUUGUAUACGAAAUAAUGCGCCAAAUCCUAGCGGCCCGCGCCAUCCAUAACAUCUUUAGGAUGACUGAAUCACACCUUCUGGUGACCUGUGACUGUUUAAAGCUAAUUGAUCCACAAACACAAGUCACAAGACUGAGGUUUCCUUUACCCAAUGUCGUGUUAUAUGCGACCCACCAAGAAAAUAAGCGUCUCUUUGGGUUUGUGCUCCGUACAGCAGGAGGGAGAUCAGAAGGCCGACCAGUUUCCGUUUGUUAUAUUUUUGAGUCCAACAACGAAGGAGAAAAGAUUUGUGACUCCGUCGGAUUGGCAAAGCAGAUAGCACUUCACGCAGAACUAGAUCGUAGAGCAUACGAAAAACAAAAAGAAAUUGAAAAAGUGAAAGAAAAACAACAGAAAGAAAUCAGCAAACAGAAAGAAAUUGAAAAGGACUUAGAGGAACAGAGUCGUUUAAUAGCUGCAUCAAGCAGACCCAAUCAGGCUGGCGCAGAUGGACAGUUUGUAGUUCUCAGCAGCAGCCAAUCAGAAGACAGCGACUUAGGGGAAAAUGGGAAGAAAAAGACAGAAUCCGAAGCAUGAUACUAAGUGCAAGCAGAGACUGGUCUGCGUCAGAAUGCUCACUUAAUGGCACAAGAUGCAUGCAACAACAACAUUGGAGACAAAGGUUCUUUUUUUUAUAAUUCUGAAAGCCUUUUUAAUAAAUUAAUGCACUGUUAUUUUUGUCUUUUAAAUAAGAUCUGCCAUUUUUUUAUUUUAUUUUUUGCGAAUGGACACAGCAAGUGAUGCAGCAUGGCAAUUUUGCCACUUGAAAGAACAGGGGAUACUCACAAAUGCACGAAGUGACAACAUAAGUGGCCUUUUCCCAUGAGCCACUGAAAUGUAGCAAACCACUGUAUAACGUUUCCUGUUUUGAUGGAUUCAGCAUUUGUCAUGUGAUUGGUAUUAUACAUGCUUUGUAUACUGUAAUGAAGUAACACUGAUCCACAUUUGAAGAAGCAGAGCAGUGGAGACCGUAUGAUGUA